This is a messenger RNA of Cynara cardunculus var. scolymus (artichoke), 1974 nucleotides long. Its product is annotated as putative metabolite transport protein YyaJ. Gene Ontology annotation, biological process: transmembrane transport. Lineage: Eukaryota; Viridiplantae; Streptophyta; Magnoliopsida; Asterales; Asteraceae. The record is from RefSeq and is a predicted model, not a curated record. Bases 366 to 1841 code for a protein of 491 amino acids. Gene Ontology annotation, cellular component: membrane. The transcript is spliced from 4 exons. Gene Ontology annotation, molecular function: transmembrane transporter activity.
AACCAUAUUCAAAUUAGCAGUUAUUCUUCAGAUAACAAGAUAGAAUCAAGCUUUUGAUCCCAAUCAAGUUCGCCAUUGAUCGAUGCAUAAACCUUGGCGUGUCAAACGUUGAACUCUAACCAAAUCCCACCAAUCUUUUUCCAAAGAUAUUUGACAUUUUAUCGUCCAUUUCCAGAGAUAUUUCAACAUUUUGUUGGCUGUUUACGUGAUUUGGUUAUUCGAUUUUUGGUGGGUGUUGACGAAUUAGUGGUGUAGCAUGAUGGGUAGGUUGGAUAUAUCAAUGUCGUGCGAUGUAGAGACCAUGAACUCCCUUCGGAUCUGGAAUUUUUUUGGGGUUUUGAUCGGAGGCCUCUUUUAGCCUGGUUAUGAAAUUACGUCGUCUCGUCAUCAAUCGAUCUAAGUUCUUGUUUCCUAAAGCGAAUCUGCGUACCAUGAAGGGACGAAAGUUUUUCGGGAUUUCUCUUUCUCUGAUUAUCAUCAAUUUGGCGUCUAUAAUGGAGCGUGCCGAUGAAAAUCUUCUUCCAUCCGUAUACAAAGAAGUCAGCGAAGCGUUCAAUGCUGGACCAUCUGACCUGGGUUAUCUAACAUUUAUACGGAAUUUUGUUCAAGGUCUGGCAUCCCCGAUGGCCGGAAUCUUGGUUUUGACUUAUGACCGACCCACUGUUCUUGCAAUGGGCACACUCUGCUGGGCAUUAUCCACCGGUGCUGUUGGCGGCAGCCGCUAUUUCAGUCAGGUUGCUUUUUGGCGGGCGGUAAACGGUUUUGGAUUGGCGAUUGUUAUUCCGGCCCUCCAGUCUUUUAUAGCGGAUACCUACAGCGAUAACGUUAGGGGGACAGGGUUUGGGUUCUUGCAGCUUGUCGGAAUGGUGGGUGGCAUUGGUGGCGGUGUGGUGGCUACGAUUAUGGCUGGGCAUGAGUUUUGGGGAAUACCUGGAUGGCGGUGUGCUUUUGUUUUGAUGGCGUUAUUAAGUUGCGCAAUCGGGUUUCUCGUAUUCAUGUUCGUCGUUGACCCUAAACGACUAAUUACCACUGAUCCGAAUGGAGGAGAGACUUCUCUUGAAAGGAAUGAACUUUUGGAACGGGGGAGAGAUUCUAGUUCUGGUUCGAUUUGGACCGAGUCAUGGAUAGCCACGAAAGCAGUGAUGAAGGUCCAAACAUUUCAGAUCAUCGUCUUGCAGGGUCUUGUUGGUUCGCUCCCAUGGACCGCCAUGGUGUUUUUCACGAUGUGGUUCGAACUAAUUGGUUUUGAUCACCAAAAGGCUGCAACGCUUUUGAGCCUUUUCGGGGCCGGGUGUUCUUUUGGUUCUCUCUUGGGUGGAAUCAUUGGUGAUCGAAUGGCUCAGAUUUACCCUCAUUCCGGUCGAAUCAUGUGUGCGCAAUUCAGCGCAAUCAUGGGGAUCCCGUACUCUUUGUUUCUCCUACGAGUAAUCCCGCAAUCGGUCGACAGCUACCUCACGUACGCAAUCACGCUUCUCCUUAUGGGCCUUACGAUUAGCUGGAACGGAAGUGCAGCCAACGCACCGAUGUUCGCAGAAGUGGUCCCAUCCAAACACCGGACUAUGAUCUACGCGUUUGACCGAGCCUUCGAAGGCUCCUUUUCGUCUUUUGCGGCACCCCUGGUUGGUAUCCUAGCCGAGAAGAUGUAUGGGUACGACGCGAAAUCCGUGGACCCGAUCGCAGGGUCCUCUAGAGAAGCGUUGGCGUUAUCGAAGGGGCUUUUCUCGAUGAUGGCAAUUCCGUUUGCUCUAUGCUGCUUGUUCUACACACCGUUGUAUCGGGUUUUCAGGCGCGAUCGCGAUAACGUGCGAAUAGCGACACAAAAAGAAGAAGAAAUGAUCUGAUUAACCAGGGUUAUAUUUUUUCCUGAAUCAUAUGUAACAAUGAUGUGAAUCUAUCAUAUAACUGUAACAUGAAUAUAUUCAUAGAUUGAAUUUACCUUCUAUUUCUGCUAAAAUAUAUCAAAAUGUUAUUGUA